This is a messenger RNA of Eptesicus fuscus (big brown bat), 4085 nucleotides long. RefSeq names its product oncostatin M receptor (gene OSMR). Gene Ontology annotation, biological process: positive regulation of cell population proliferation; cytokine-mediated signaling pathway. The transcript has 18 exons. NCBI's taxonomy places the organism in Eukaryota, Metazoa, Chordata, Mammalia, Chiroptera, Vespertilionidae. Gene Ontology annotation, molecular function: cytokine binding; ciliary neurotrophic factor receptor binding; oncostatin-M receptor activity. Bases 72 to 2987 code for a protein of 971 amino acids. Gene Ontology annotation, cellular component: membrane; external side of plasma membrane; signaling receptor complex. The record is from RefSeq and is a predicted model, not a curated record.
ACCCGCGCAGUCGAGGACGCGUCCCGCUCGCGGAGCCCUCCUCCCGCCCGUCCGCGGGGAAGCCAGAACCUAUGGCGCCCGUGGCAGUCUUUCAGGCAACAUUCCUCUUGGCCUGGCUGCCUCUGAGUACUUACCAGAGCGAAGUCUUGUCGGAACCUUUAUCGCUGAAUGUGUCCAUCAAUUCCACACAGCAGAGUUUGCAGCUACAAUGGAGUGUCCACACCCUGACGCAUCAGGAAUUAAAAAUGGCUUUUCAGAUCGAGAUCAGUAGAAUUAACAAAUCCAAUGUCAUCUGGGUGGAGAACUAUAGCACCACCGUGCAGCAGAACCAGACCCUGGGCUGGACGUGGGAAUCCGAGCUGCCUCUGGAAUGUGCGACGCACUUUGUAAGGAUACGGGGGAAGGAGGAUGAUCCCCGGAUGCCCCAGCGGAGGAGCUGGAGCAGCUGGAGCUCAUGGGUGGAAGCAGAUGCUCAGAGUUUGCUUGGACCAAGCCCGCUGCUUGUUUUCCCUGAAGAGAAGCUGGUGGAGGAGGGCUCCAAUGUCACCCUCUGUUACGUUUCCAGGCACGCCCAGAGUAAGGUGUCCUGUAAGUUGAAUGGCAAGCCGAUCCUCGGAGAGCAGCUGGACGCACACGUGUCUGUGCUCACCUUGACGAACGUCUCCUUCGUUAGUCAGACGGGGUCAAACUUCUUCUGUGAGGAAGACAGGAACGGCACCCAACCGGGCCUCGUUCUCUUUGUCGCCAAAGUGCUUGAGGAGCCCAAGGGCUUUUCCUGUGAGACUCGGGACUUGAAGACUUUGAACUGCACUUGGGAUCCUGGGAGUGACACUGACUUUUGGAAAUACCGCUCCCAACGCUACACUUUAGUUGAAUCAUUUUCCGGGAAAAGGCAAGACUGUGAACACAAAACCUGGUGUGCUUGGCAAGUAGCUCAAGACUCACAAGAAACGUAUAACUUCACACUCCUGGCUGAAAACCUCUUCAGGAAGAGGAGUGUCAAUAUCCUCUUCAACCUGACACACCGAGUUCGCCCAAUGACCCCCUCUAAUGUAUUCCUUAAAAGCGUAAGCGCCACAAAUGCCAGCAUGACCUGGAAGGUACAGCCCCUGGGGAAUCAUUCCACGCUUUUGUGUCAGGUGGAGCUCCAUGGCGAAGGACGAGUGGUACAGCAGCACAAUGCUUCCAUCCGGGUGAACGGUGAGUACUUCUUCAGCGGCCUGGCCCCUGCUACAGAGUAUGCGGCCCGAGUGCGCUGUGCUGCUGCCGAGCACUUCUGGAAAUGGAGUCAGUGGGCUGGCCAGAAGUUCAGCACACUCCAAGCUGCUCCCUCCACGGCUCCUGAUGUCUGGAGAAGCGUGAGAUCAACGCUGGGAGCUUGUAAUGUCACUUUAUUCUGGAAGCCACUGUCCAGAUCGCAGGCCCACGGGAAGAUCCUGUUCUACAAUGUAGCCACAGAAAGCCUGGACAGACCCUCCAGCUCCAUGCUCUUUUCCAUCCCCGCUCCGGCCAACGGCACAGAACUCAGCCUCGACGGGUGCUCGCACCAAAUCCGCCUCACGGCCAGCAACGGUGCGGGCGAGUCUCCUGCGUCUGUGAUCGUCAUCACUGGGGACCCCGGGAACCAAACAGCGGAGGUGAAAGAAGAAAGAGUUCAAGGCACAGGGGACGGAGUCUCUAUGUCCUGGAAACCGCCACCUGGAGAAGUCAUAGGCUACGUGGUGGACUGGUGUGCCGCUCCCCGGGAGUCGCCCUGCGAUCUCCAGUGGGAAAACCUGGGCCCCAAUGCCACCAGCACCGUCAUCAGCUCAGAUGCUUUCAGACCGGGGGUCCGAUACAACUUCAGGAUCUAUGGAAUUUCUCCAGAAAGGAGGGCCUAUUUAUUGGAGAGGAAGACAGGAUACUCGCAGGAACUAGCUCCUGCGGACAACCCUCGCGUGGCCAUAAACAACCUGACAUCCCACUCCUUCACUCUGAGUUGGAAGGAUUACGCCACUGACGCCCAGCCUGGUUUCAUCCGAGGCUACCGCAUCUACCUGCGAUCCCAGGCGGAGCAGUGCCACCCAGGGUUCACAAAGGCAGUCCUCCCAGAUAACACCGUAUGCUGCAAACAUGACAUCGACAACCCAGAGCAAAAGACAUUUGUUGUGAAGAACCUGCAGCCGGAAUCCUUCUACGAGUUCCUGGUCACUCCGCACACGAGGGCCGGCGAGGGCCCGGCCCAGGCCUUCACCAAGGUCACCACCCCUGACCAGCACUCCCAUGUGCUGAUCCGCAUCAUCCUCCCCAUGGUUUUCCUCCUCCUGCUCCUCACGGUCCUGUGCUACGUGAAGAGUCAGUGGGUGAAGGAGACGUGCUAUCCUGACAUCCCGGACCCGUACAAGAGCAGCGUCCUGUCCUUACUAAAACCCAAGGAGAACCCCCACCUGACAAUCCUGAGUGUCCGUGACUGCGUCCCCGACGCGCUGGAGGUCGUGAACAAGGCCGAGGCGGGCAAGGCCCAGGUCCCCGGCGCCAGGAAGUCGCUGGCAGAAGCGGAGCGCCCGCAGCACGACUACAUUUCCCUCCUGCCCACCGGGAGCGCCGCGGGCCCGGGCCCUGGCAUCUGCUUCGAGAACUUGACCUACAACCAGGCAGCCCCUGCCGCUGGGUCCUGUGGCCCCGUCCCAGCACCCCACAUGGCCCCCCCAGGGCUGUGGGGCCUGCUGACCGCACCUGGGAACGUGCUGAGCUCCCUAGAACCGAGCUACAUGAACUCCCCGGGGGAAAGCCCAGCCGGAGAGACCACUCUGAACUACGUGUCCCAGGGGGCUUCACCCACGUCUGGACACAGGCACAGUCCCCCAACACACCCCCUCGAGCUGGCACCCCGCUCCGAGUACAGAAUGCAAAUGGCCGUACCCCCGGGUCUCGCCUCCCCUUCCCCGAAUGAGAACAGCCAUCUCUCCUCGAUGAGCCUUUUGGAUGCAGGCGAACACUGCCGCUAGCCGUCCAUCCCUGUCACCCCUUCAGCUGUUUCAGACACCAGGGAAGCAUGGCCAGCCCACCCCAUUGCCAGGCCCCGGGGGUGGCCCCAGGGAGCUGCCACGGCGGGCAGGCCUGAGUCAGACAAGACCACGGCCAUCGUGCCAGGUUUCAAAGUGCAGAGGCCAUGAGACCUCCCUCCCUCCCUCCCUUCCUGUGGAAACGCCCGCAUCCCGCAUCGUGGGAGCGGGCAGCCGGCUUACCUGGUGGCUGCGUGUCCCCGGCUCGCCUUGUCCCAGCCUCCCUGGCCCCCCUCGCAGGGGCAGACCCCCUCCUUGCAGUCCUGGGCAGGGCGGCUACGGUCCUGGAAUUCAGCCUUUAACGAGAAAGGUUUCCAUCGAGUUCUACCCCCACGUUUCCUCACUUAAGGGUGAAGGAACCAGAUGGAGCCUUUAAUGGAAAAGGCCGCCGAGGUUCCGUUCCUAGAGCCCACGCUGUCAGUGUUUGCUUAUUCCCGGCGCGGCGAAUGAAGACGUCACAGGUGUCUGAGGCCCGCACAGUGUGGCCUUGUCUCGCAGUGACAAGAACUGGCCGUGCGUCGGCACAGUCAGAACUCCCGGGGCACAGGCCUGUCUAACAGGUGAGGCAGUGCGCACAUCGGUAAGGCCCCGCGCCUGUCCUCGCUCGCUCACCACCGUCAGAGGGACUGGCGAGGGACGCCCGGUGUCAGGAUCACAGCACGCCCACUUCGUGGACACCGGUCUGCCACCGGAACUGUUGAUGACUACCUCAGCGAGGGGAAAGCGUAGCACCGAGCGGCUCCGUUUCCUAAUGCCAUGGUUCCUCUUUUCUCUUAAGAACUGCCGGGUGUGUGGCCUGUUCGUUUAGCAUCCUUUGGACUGUCCAGCAGGUGGUCAGGGCCACGCGCCCCCUCCCUCUCAUCUCCGUACACGUCUGCGUUAGUAAGUGGAGCCGCACCGGGGGGCCGUGAGGGCCGAGCUCCUAGAGGCCACCCGCAGGGAACUCGCUUCGGGCGCAGCAGCCUCGUCUCCUGGAACCUGUGAUGCGAAGCAGCGCGGCAGGUGCUCCGUGCCCCGGCUCCUUCUCCGCCUCCUGCCCGU